AGGCCCGCUAUUUUCAACAUAUAUCCACGACUACCCUCAUAAAACCCUAAUCCUCAAACCCCUUAAAAAUCACACUUGCCCUAGCGGCGCCACCCCUUCGCCGUCGUAUAUCCUAAAACCCUAAGCUCCAUUUGCUUCCAAAUUCAGUCAAAAUGUCGAUGUCAAAGAGUUCAAAAAUGCUUCAAUACAUCAACUACCGCAUGCGUGUUACAAUCCAAGAUGGUCGUCAACUCAUCGGAAAAUUCAUGGCAUUCGACCGUCACAUGAAUCUCGUACUCGGUGACUGUGAAGAGUUCCGUAAACUCCCACCAACAAAGGGUUCCAAAGAAGAACGUGAAGAUCGUCGUACACUUGGUCUCGUACUUCUCCGCGGUGAAGAAGUUAUUUCCAUGACUGUUGAAGGCCCACCUCCACCUGAUGAAUCUCGGGUCAAAUCUGCUUCUGCCGGGUCGGCUGUUUCCGGACCCGGAAUCGGUCGCGCUGCUGGUCGUGGCGUUCCUACCGGGCCUUUGGUACACGCCCAGCCGGGCCUUGCUGGGCCCGUUCGGGGAGUUGGUGGGCCCGCUCCGGGUAUGAUGCAGCCUCAGUUAUCUCGGCCUCCAAUGCCGCAAGUGUCUGCUCCGCCAAUUAAUUACCCGCCUCCGGUUAUGAGGCCGCCGGGUGGUGGGCCGCCAAUGCAGAUGAUGCAGAGGCCAGGGGGCCCACCACCGCCCAUGGCGCCACCGCCACAGUAUCGUCCUGGUGGGCCACCGCAGUUUCCGCCGCAAUUUGGUGGGCAGAGGCCAAUGGGGGUUCCACCACCACCAAUGAUGAGGGGGCCACCACCACCUGGAAUGCACGGUGGACAACCGCCUAGACCGGGUAUGCCACCACCGCCACCUGGUGGUCAGGUUCCUGUUUAUGGACCGCCGCGUCCUGGUAUGCCGCCUCCACCUAAUGCUCCUCCACAGCAGAAUCAGCAGCAGCAGCAGCAGUAGAACUGUGUAGGGCUUACUGUAAAGGUCAACUGGUCAUAUCUUCUCCUGCAUGCUUGAAUGGUGCUGCUACAAGAUUCUCUGGGCUAAGGCGAUUUCAAUUAUGUUGAGCUGUGUGCACCCAAUGUUCGUCGGUUUUUGCUAGAGUUCUGUAACUUUGCAAGAUAGGAGAUUUCAAACUGAUGUACUUAACAAUAUCUGUCUCUUUCUCUCCAUUUCUUUUAAUUAUUAUAACUGCGACUAUUUGAUGACUGAAUGAGGACUUCAGUUGUGAUAGACGGUGUUGACAUA
Molecule: messenger RNA, 1265 nt
Organism: Lycium ferocissimum
Lineage: Eukaryota; Viridiplantae; Streptophyta; Magnoliopsida; Solanales; Solanaceae
Exons: 2
Coding region: 153-977 (274 amino acids)
Biological process (GO): mRNA splicing, via spliceosome
Cellular component (GO): U4/U6 x U5 tri-snRNP complex; cytoplasm; U1 snRNP
Molecular function (GO): RNA binding
Source: RefSeq, a predicted model, not a curated record